Molecule: messenger RNA, 261 nt
Organism: Diabrotica balteata
Lineage: Eukaryota; Metazoa; Arthropoda; Insecta; Coleoptera; Chrysomelidae
Source: the annotation of a GenBank genome assembly
AUGUGCGAAAAUGGUUCAGAAUAUAAUGAUACUGUUGAUCCGAGAGUUCAUGUUGAAUUAGAGAGAUUGAAUAAUGCAACAGAUGAGAUUAACAAGCUAGAAGUAGAAUUGGACGAAUGUCGAACAGCAUUUAAACAACUUUUGUGUGAAAGUACGCUAAAAGUCGAUGCAAUUCGCGUCAAAUUGGGUAUGUGCGUCGAAAGUAGUGAUGUGCAAAAGUGCUACUUUCAAAUAACAGUUAUAACUGUUACUGCUAUUUGA